CUGGUGCUUGGUGUGUUCAGCUGAACUGAAGUAUCAUGGGAAUGCCGUCUCCAUGAUUAGGCACUUCACUGCCAAGCAUGGAGCUGCUGUGAACCAGGGGAACACAAAUCAAGUGGACCGGAAGCGAGAGCUAGAUGAGGCUCUAGUGAACAUGGUGGUGAACGACUCACAGCCUUUUUCCAUAGUGGAUGACUGUGGAUUCAAGGAGUUUGUGGCAUUGCUGGAUCCCACAUAUACUCUUCCAUCCAGACAGGCUCUAAAGAACAUGGUGGUCCACAGAUAUGAGAUGGAGAAGACCAAGGCCAAAUCGGUCGUUCAAAGAGUAGAGGCUGUGAGCCUGACUGCUGAUAUGUGGACCUCCAUUAACAUGGACGCAUAUCUUGCAGUGACCGGCCAUUAUGUGGAUAACUGAGAGACUGGCCACAGUGCUUUUGGGUGUGCUGCCUUUCCCUGAAGCUCAUACGGCUAGUAACAUCACUGCUGCAACAAGGUCACUCAUGGAACAAUGGGGCAUUGAAGGCAACUUCAAUUGUGACAGAUGCUGGAGUUAAUAUGGUUUCCUCUGUCAGGAGUUUGAAUGUAAGGCACGCUCUUUGCUUUGCACACUCAUUAAAUUUAGUGGUGAAGAAGUCCCUUGACGCAACUCCUGGUGUAGAUGACAUAUGCACAAGGGCACGUAAAGUAGUCACUUUCUUUAAAACAAACACAACAGCCAAAGAGAAGCUCAGAGAAGUCCAGGAGCAUUUCAAUCGGCCAGUGAAGAAGCUUAUUCAGGAGGUGGACACACGCUGGAACAGCACGUUCCUGA
This is a messenger RNA of Larimichthys crocea (large yellow croaker), 808 nucleotides long. Its product is annotated as zinc finger BED domain-containing protein 1-like. The transcript is spliced from 2 exons. The coding region runs from base 53 to 412 and encodes 119 amino acids. The record is from RefSeq and is a predicted model, not a curated record. Lineage: Eukaryota; Metazoa; Chordata; Actinopteri; Sciaenidae.